Biomphalaria glabrata is the source of this 9065-nucleotide messenger RNA. Its product is annotated as synaptic vesicle 2-related protein-like. Gene Ontology annotation, biological process: transmembrane transport. The record is from RefSeq and is a predicted model, not a curated record. The transcript has 16 exons. NCBI's taxonomy places the organism in Eukaryota, Metazoa, Mollusca, Gastropoda, Planorbidae. Gene Ontology annotation, molecular function: transmembrane transporter activity. Bases 235 to 1842 code for a protein of 535 amino acids. Gene Ontology annotation, cellular component: membrane.
AUAAUGUCAGCGAUAGGUCUGCAGAAAGUGUUUCCAGUGUAAACUACACUCAGACUGUUUUACAUUAAAUUUAAUGAGCAUAGCCAUAUCUAGGAAUGCAUUCUUCCACUACUUACAGGUUCUAAUCCAAAUUGAGAUUUGAUUUGGGCUUCAUCUAGAUGUCUGGUUGGUGAAAUUGUGUCAGUCCAACUUGAUCAACAUAUCAACACUACUAGAAUUUGAAGCUUGUGAAAGAUGGCAGCUGCUAUGUUUACUCGUUUAACUAAAUUCAACAAAGGAGAUGAGUAUGAAGACCUUGAUGGGGAUGAUAAUGUGGAAAUGGACAUCACAGACAUGUACAGAUCAGUUGGAAAAACACCAGGAGGUGUAAUCACCUCUGCUGAGAGGGGAGCUGUCCAGCGCCAGAAGCCAGCUGACAAUUCAUCUGUCCCUCCUGAAGAAACAUUUACUGUUCAAGAAUGUAUUGACCAAAUAGGAUUUGGCAAAUUUCAAGUGAAACUCUCUAUACUGACAGGUUUUGCAUGGAUGGCAGAUGCCAUGGAGAUGAUGAUACUAGCUAUUCUGUCCCCUGCACUUCACUGUGAGUGGAGACUAGAAGGCUGGCAGGAGGCCCUGAUCACAACAGUUGUGUUCUGUGGGAUGAUGUGUAGCUCCAGCGUGUGGGGCUCCAUCUGUGACAAGUAUGGCAGAAAAACUGAGCUGAUACUCUGUUCUUUAAUCACUUGUUACUUUGGUAUCUUGAGUGCUUUUGCACCUAAUUUCAUAUGGAUGUUGGUUCUAAGAGGAUUGGUUGGAUUUGGCAUUGGGGGUGCCCCACAAUCAGUCACAUUAUAUGCUGAAUUUUUGCCCAGUAAGUCCAGAGCCACAUGCGUCACUUUAAUAGAAAUUUUCUGGGCAGUUGGGGCCUGCUUCGAGGUGCUUCUUGCCCUUUUCGUUAUGCCUACCCUAGGCUGGUCAUACUUGUUGGGGAUCUCUGCACUCCCUUUGCUCAUCUUUUCCUGCUUCUGUGUGUGGCUGCCUGAGAGUGCAAGGUAUGACAUGACCAGAGGAUGCUAUGAUAAGGCACUUCACACACUGGAGAGAAUUGCCAAAGAUAAUGGAAAACCCAUGCCACUAGGCAAACUGGUAGAACCCCAUGCACAUUCCAUCAAACGAGGUCGUGUCAAGGAUCUCUUUAUUCCAGAAUUAAAAGUGACCACUGUACUGCUAUGGAUUAUUUGGUUAGUCUGUGCCUUCUCAUACUAUGGUAUAGUCUUGCUGACAACAGCCAUGUUUGAAAAUCCUGACGGUUGCCAUGGAACUGACGUGAAGUUCAACCCAAACCCAAGCUGUUACCUGGAAUGUAAGAGUUUGACCACCAAGGAUUACAUUGACCUAACAUGGACCACUUUUGCAGAAUUCCCAGGUCUGUUCAUCACUGCGUACCUCCUCAACAAGAUCGGCAGGAAGUACACAAUGGUUGCAGAGUUCCUGAUCUUCACACUGUUUGUACUACUGGUCAAUAUAUGUAUGACCAGGGCUGUGCUGACAUUCUUUUUGUUUAUAGCUCGAGCGUUUAUCUCUGGAGCUUUUCAAGGAGCAUAUGUGUACACGCCAGAAGUCUAUCCUACUUCCAUGCGUGCACUUGGUCUAGGCACCUGUAGUGGCAUGGCUCGCAUUGGCGCAAUAGUGACACCUUUUGUGGCGCAGGUUUUGCUGAAGGAGUCCGCCUAUGCAGCUGUUUCCACUUAUGGUGUCAUGUGCCUGAUUGCUUCUAUUGCUGCUUUCCUUCUGCCAAUAGAGACCAAAGGACGAGAAAUGAAGGACUCUGGUGUUGAAGGACCCAGUAAAGCCAAGAACUAAAAGUUAAGUAUUGGAAGCUGUUCACACCUGCUACACGUCUGCUUCAGUUUCUCUAUUUUGAUCACAUUUGGUAAAGCAUGGACUCUGUGAUGCUUUGAAGCAAUUGCUCUCAAUUUCACUGUCGGCUAUGUCAGCUGUGUGAUAUUAUGAGGAGUAUGUUUUUUUGUGCCAUUCCUGUUGAUGGUUUGUUAUUUAUUUAAAAUGACAUUUUUAUUUUGGUUGAAAAAAAUAGAGAUCUACUAGUGGAGAGAACUCUUCUCAUUAUUGUAUCAUCUCUAACUGAAGAAACAACAAACAAUGAACCUUUCUGUUGUAUUCAAGAUGUUCAGUGUAUUUGUGGUCAAAGUUUGAUGGUCUCGUGCUGAUUAGUAGUCAUACAGAGUGCACUCAGUCAAUAUUUUUCAAUGUUGCCAUCAGAUAAAGUGAUUUGUGAAACUUUUGCUAUGUAAUCAAAUCUAGUGUGACAUCAGUCACAAUGCAAAAGCUGGGCACAACUUUAUAUGUGUUACCACUGAGCAUAAACUUCAGUAACUUUUUUGUUGUAUAUAUAAUUCAUUCUACACUUUUUUUUAAUGCUUUAUUUACACUUACACACAAAGGAUGAAGACAUUUACUGAGGGACAACUUUGGUCCUGUAAGAUUGUAUAUGAAAUUCUAAACACAGAAUUCUUUUUGGUAAUUGUUUUGUUUUUUGCUGGGUUUUUUUUUUGGUUCCCAUGACGUUUUUUUUAGUUGAAUCUCAGAUUAUUUAUUUAAAAACUAUGACAUUGUCUUAUAUUUUAUUUCUUUGUUUUAUUUUAUACAUGAUGGGCUGUGAAAUAUUUUAUAAACUGUAUUCUCGGUUUCACUUCAACCAACUGGUGUUGGACUCAGGCUUAGUGAACUGAUCCUAUUGGGCCAUUUUGUUUUAUUUUUAUAAAGGAACUAGAGUUUCUGUUGUUUUAUAUAUUAAAAGAAAAAAACUAUUUGAAGAGAACAACGGAGGUACAUUGUGAUUUAUAAAAGAUAGUAUGCAUCAAUACAAAUUGUAGAAAUACAGAAUUUUUAUUCCUUUGGGGUUGCAAUGAUUAUUUUCUUUUUUUGGAAACAAGAAUUUUUCUGAUAGAAUAAGUUAAGAACAGCAAUAACAUUUAAAGAACUUUACUCUGGGUCCCUAAACACCUUUCUUGUAACCACUCAGAAGACUUUAGAGAAAUAAUAUUUUUGACUAUUGGUAGGCAGACUAUACAAAACUCUACAGUUUGAUUUUUAUUUUUUAAAUAAUUGUUCUGUCCACUGACUUUUAAGACAAUGUGAUAUAGAUAAUUUUUUAACUUACUAGAAUGUUUGAAUAAAGGCUUUUAUCAUUGUGAUUUUUUUAAAACUAUAUAAGGCUUACCAAUAUUUUUAUGUAUGUAUCUAAACUACUUAUUUUUAAAGCUUAUCAAUCAUUAUAAACAUGUAUUGCUGGAAGAUCAGAUUUAUCGUCUUUAUUCUGACCUAUGAUAUUAAUUGAUUGAGGCCACACUUCUUUUUUUUUUUCAAUGUUUUGUUUUGUAUUUACUGUUUGAGGAUUUCAUGCAAGAAUCUCACAAGUUCAAUACAUUAUUAUCUUGGUACUUGUAUGGAUGGCUGCCUGAUCAUUAGGUAUGCCCUCUAGAAUGGGUGUGUCCCUGUAGAGUAGUUAGCUCAUUAUCAACUAGCUUACCUUUCAACCUGGUUGUGAGCUAUGACUGUAGACUUGUCACAAUGGUCCCCGGUUUGAUCACUGCAUAACCCUAUCCUCUGCCAUCCUGAAUGAGGUUUGAGCUUGGAUGUAAUAAUCUUCAAUUCUGAGGGGAACAUCUGAAACAUGUAACACAAACAAAAACCAUUUAAAUACUCACAUUUACUCAGUAGUAUUUUGAUAUGUAAGGACUUGUACAAAUAAAAACCUACCAUUUUUAUUAAAACUUUAGGUUUCAGAUAGUAAGAAAGAAAACUUAAAUAGACCGCCGGUGGACAACGGCUUUGCAUGAGAUGCGUAAGAAUAUGCAGAUUGCAACUGGUUUGUUUAGUCAUGGGAAGCACUGCACUCAUCCUUAAUCUUUGGAACCGAAGAUGUCUCCAUUAUUGUUAGUAGCAUUAGACUGAGAUUUGAACAGAUUUGAGUUUAGGAUAUUUAUAUAUGGUAAAUAAAUAGCAUUUUGUCAAUUUUUUUUUUUUUUUUUUUUACUUUAUCCAAUCUGAAUCUCAAUUUUUUUCUUAAAAUGCUUAACAUUUAAAUGGUCUUUAUAUAUAUCUAAACAAAAUAGUGUCAUUAUGACAGUGUAAAGAUUUUUCUUUUGCCUGUGGGGAAAGUGGACAUUCUAAAAUGAAUGUAAACAUUGUUUGGGGAUUUAUUUUUUAUCUUUACUAUUUCAAAUGCAUUUAGAGGUCAGUAAUGUGGAAUUUUGUUUUGAUUUAAGCCUGUUGGUGACUGAGUUGAAUAUAAAAGCCAGGCUCUGACUAAUGUAGAAAAGAACCAAAUAUAAAUAAUGUCAACAGAAUGUUGAGUCUAUAAAAGGAAAUAGGUUAUACGACCAAGGUGUUUUUUUUAUGUUCUUUAACAAUUUUGUUACUAAAAUACUAGGCUUAUUCAAGGUUUUAAAAGUUUUUUUUUAAAUAUUUAUAUAUAUAAAAAAUGUCACAUUCUUUUCAAAACACUAUCUCAAUAAAUGUUAUAUGUUCUUGUUCAUCAAACAUCUGAGCAACUGGCAAAUGCUUGCAGUAUUGUAACAAUGAGAUUAUUUAUAAUUUUAGUAACAUUUUACAGUCUUAGUCAAGUAGCAAUUUUUUUUUUGUCAACAGAAUUAUUGUAAAUCUAUUUGUUGGAUGUAAAUCUUUUUGUUGAUUGUAAAUCUGUUUACAUCUGAUUUUUUUUUCAUUAUUUCACUACAGGUUUUUAAUUAAUCUAAAUGUGUUUUUUUUAUUACAGAAAUGUGUUUUUUUUCUUUCCAGUAAGAUUGUAUGGCACACAAUUAGGUCUUAAUACCAUUGUGGUGAUGGUACAAUUGUCUCACGGUUAAAACCACCUUGAAGACACUGGAGAACUAUUUGUUUAGCUGCAAGUAAUAUAAACAAUGCAAUAAAAACAGCUGCACUAUAAUGACCUACAAAACAAUAUUAAAGUCUGCCUAUUGAAAUAUAGUCAAACGUCAUCACUUUAUUUAAAACAUUAAAUAUGAUGUACAAGAUUUAGAUUGCAACAAGUUGCAUGUAGCACAUGUGUAGUCAUGGGUUGUUAUAUCAUUACACAAUUCAAUCUUUAAAUAUAUUACUCAAUGUAAUAUUUCCAGUGUCAUUCAUUUAGCAGAAGAAAUGAAAAUGUUAAAAAUAAAAAAGUAAGCUACUUUGUAUUUGGAAAUCUGUUUUAAAAAAUUAAAGUAAAUGCAAUUUACUUUUAAGUAAUUAAAGGUUGUCUACAUAAUUGUAAACUAAAUGUUUCACCACCAUUUUAAUUUAAAAAUUGUAAAGAUUCACUCUAAGGCAGUCUACUCUAGAUGUAAAUACAGUGUCACCCAGAACUACUUCUAUAUUACUGUUAUGCUUCUAGCCAGAACUGAGCUUGCCAAUUUGUAGAUUAUUUUGUCUCAGCCAGCAUUACUAUGUGGUGUAACUGAGUAUCUUGUAUCUGCCCGCUCCCAUCCCCCUUCGUCCUGCGGGAGGUUUGGACUAGGAAGUAAACUAUGGUCAACUCUGAAGGAACAUCCGAAACAUGUAAAACAUUUUACAAGCAAACAUCUUAAAAUAGCAGCGCCGGACUUAACUAUUGUGACCAAGAAGUCAUGGAAACAGAACAAGUAAUCUACUAUGUAUAUUUACAGGUCACUAAAUAGCAGGGCCGGACUUAACAAUUGUGGGGCCCUAUGCGAAAUGGAUUUUGCAGGGCCAAGUUUGGGUAGGGAAGCAGAUAAUAAGUAAAAUUUAAGAGUUUGUAUUAGAAAAUACAUUCGUCUAUGCAUUAUAUUCAUUUUACUACGUAUAUAAUAAUUCUGUUUCCUACAAAGAUCACGUUCAAUAGUAAGAAUUACUAAAAGUUUCAAUCUAUCUUUGAGAAUUGUUGACCUCAAGUAAUUCUUCAUUAGUCUGAGGCGCGAGAAGCUUCUUUCACCAGAUUACACAAUUACGGCUAAUGCAUAAUGCCGUUUUUAUUUAUCACGCAUAGGAUUGGGGUUUUCCAUAUUGAAUGACACCCAAAAGGACAAUUUUUGUCUAUAUAUUUCUGUAUAUUUUAAGAACUUUUUUGUAUAUUUUGCAAUUUCGGGAGAUUUCCAGGAGCUCCUAGUAAAUUGACAGGAGAGUACGAUAAAUCUGUUUUAAGUUAUAAAAUGGUUUAAUUUAAUAAUUUAUACACCUUGAAGUAGCGUGGGUCUUAUGAAAGUUCAGGGCCCACUGCGGUCACAUAGGUUGCAGUGACCUUAGGCUUCUCCUCAAAAUAGCGGCGCAUGCUACACCACCAGUCGACUAGUACUAUAUAAAUCUUUAAAGUACUUAAGGCUUACAGGUUAUCAGCCAUUAACUUCAAAUCUCUGUCCCAUGUUGUGACUUACUUUGGACUAUUUUCUAAAACUGUCAAAAUCUUUUACUUAUUUACAAUUACUGCAUUUAUUAUUUUUUUAGGAUGUAAACCAAAUUUUUUAUUGGAGUCCCGAGUUGACUUUAAUAUUUCAUUAAAUAUUUUUUUAUUCAAACAAUCAUAAUAUUGUUUCUAUUAAGGUUGUCAUUGAAAGCUUUUUUGGCAUUCAAAAUCUACUAAGAUCUGAUUUCUUAUUUAUUCCUUAGUAAAAACAUUGGAUGAUAUUGCAAAGAUGAUAUUUGAAAAUGAGUGGGGUUUUUGGGGGUUUUUUUAUUUUACUCUUGACCUCUUUACCUUUAAUUGUUAAUAUGCUGUUCCAAUAACUUUCAAAUACUUAAUUUUUUAAAAUCCCAUUGAAGUGAACUAGAAAUGUCUAGUGAUGUAUUUCCUUUUUACCAAUUACUUUGUUCUUACAAAUUUUCAUUGAAAUAUUUUGCUUGGAAAAAACAAAAUAUAUUGUACUUAUUUCAAGGGAAGUACUUACAGUCUGUGCCUAGGCUAAAUGGAGUUUUACCAAUGACAAUCUAGCCUAAUCCCUUUAAAUUUUAUUGUUUGUUCAUCAUGGUUCAAUGAUGACUCAUACUACUGAAGGGUUGGACAAUAGUCUCCCACCAACUGUGGGAAUGUUAAGUUCAUUUCUGCUUUGGGUUGAGCUUCCCACAAGUUGUCAAACAACUAAGUAAAAAGAAAAAAAUACCCCUGAAAGAAAAUUCCUUUUUACUAUUUUUAGAAAAUGGUUUUAAAAUAAAUAAAAGCGGAGAAAAUAAGAUUAAAAAAAAAACAUCCUAUUGAUCUGACCAAUGAAACAGGUGAAUUUUCUACUUUUGCAUCAUCGUAACUCUAAUUAGUGUUAUAGACCAUUCUAUUUUAAAUGUUCUCUUGCCAUGCAUGUCAAUGAAUAUGAAAAGCCUUUAUGCUUUUUUCUUUUAUUUAUACAUUAUAUUGAAAAAAUUAUACAGGUUUUCGCUGCGUAUAGUAAAUGAUUAAAAAUUUCUUGUCCAAUAACAUUUUGAAAAUCUGAUUGUUUUGUUUUUUAAAGACAGUCUUGAGCAGCCCCUGUUAAUAAGGAAAUGACUUUUUUUUUGUUUGAGGCUGAUUGGAAUGUAUUUGUUCCCUUUGUGUAAUGUGAUAGUCUGCUUGAACUUUUCUGUUUCACAUGACUGAAGAGUUGCUUUACUUCUGAUUUCUAUACAUUCACAAUGUUUCUACUGGUUCAUCCCAAGUACAUACAUGACUUACAUUUGAUUAGCUCUAAUCUGAUAGAAUUCUAUGUCCAGAUUGCUCUGAUCUCAAUUUUAAAACAUUGAUUUCUGCAUUGAAACUUUGUAAACAUUUGUUUAAAUUUCUCUCCAGAACCCUUCAACGUCUUUCUCCUAAAGGCUUGCACUCUUAAAGGGGGGGGGGGCGGCUGAGUGAUAAAGCGCUUGACUUCCAAACCAAGGGGUCUCAGGUUAUAAUCUCAAUGAAGAUUGGGAUUUUAAUUUCGGGAUUUUCAGGACGUCCCUAAGCCCAUACAACUCUAAUGGGUACCUAACAUUAUUUAGUCAAAGUUAAGGCGUUUUUUCAUGACACCCUCAUUAACACUUGGCCAUAGAAACAGAUGACCCUGCAUUGUAUAUAUCGUAGGAUCUAAAAGUUGUACUCUAAGGAGUGCACUCAGUACUAGAAAUCUCUGUGUAGCUGCCUUAGAAAUGGAGUGCAACUAAAAAGUAAACAUUGACCAUUAAGUUAAUAAGACAGAUGGAAUAAAUCCCCACAACCUACUGUAAGACUUUAACCAAAAGCUGUAUAGACUCAAGAAAGUCCUCAAAUAUUAUCUGUCCAGGAUUUGAACCCAGGCCCUACAACUUGGCUACUGCUUUAUUGUACCAUGCAUACUAAAAAGUGUGUCUAUUUCUUAUUUUCAUUUUUAAUUCUUGGUUGUGGUGCAAAGAAAUAUAAAUAAACAAAACUGUCACAGGAUUUUGAAGUUUAUCUAGUAUUUAUUCUGUGUAUCUAAACUGGUAUGAUCCUGUCUUACCUUUUUAAACUGGCUUAUAUCUCUUCCCACCUUAACAAUGUAUGUCUCCUUGAAACUUAUUUAGGUUGGACAUUUUUUAUUUUUUUUUGCUGUGAUUUGACUAGUGACAUCAGUGUUAUGAAUCCAUAUUGCCCCCCCCCCCUUUUUCCUGGGCUAAAAAAAAGUUGGGUACCACUGACUUGUCAUCUGGAGGUUCUGAUAUGGUUCUGGGGAAGAAUAAAAACUCUUAGCCAAUAUUUUGUUGGGGUCUAGUGAACAAUGUCAUAUAUAGUCUUUAAAUGCAGACUGUUGCCAAUGUGGUUUUAGAAUUAUAUACUUUAUUUUGGCUUUGUAUGUAUGAAUAUAAAAAUACAUUCUGUACAUUUUUUGUUGUUGUUGCUACCACUAUUUAACAAUUGGGAUGCCAUCACAUUUAAUAUUGAAAGUCGUCUCCCUUGUGUCACAAUGGAUAACACUAAAACGAAUGUUGUAUAUUAUGUUAUCGGUAUAAUAUCAGUGUAACAUUAGACUAAUGUUUCGUAGAAGAACCUGUGUUUAGACAGAGCUAUUAUGUACUUAUUUAUUUAAUAUUUCAAUCGAAGGGAAAUAAUGUGUUGCUUGUUAAACAGUAAACCAUGUGGAAUAUUC